AUGCGCAAUAAGAGAGGAUUGGCUGGAACGUGCAAGGAUGAACACGUAAGAGCGGGUGGGACCGCUCUUACGUGUGAAAAUGAAAAAGCAGGAAAUGAGCCGGUGGGCAGAGGAUGGCAAAAAACUGUAUAUGGGCUUGCAGCCUUUAGAGCAUUUCUGAAAUCAGAGUUUAGUGAUGAAAAUAUAGAAUUCUGGUUGGCCUGUGAGGAUCUCAAGAAGACCAAAACAUCAAGUCAAAUCGCCUUAAAAGCAAAUCAAAUAUAUUGUGAGUUUAUCCAGACCGAGGCUCCAAGACAGGUGAAUAUAGACCACAAAACAAGAGAAACCAUCUCACAAAACAUUCAAAACCAACAGCUCUUGUUUGAAGAUGCUCAAAAACUUAUCUUAUGUCUAAUGGCCAAAGACUCCUUCCCUCGUUUUCUUCGGUCAGAAAACUACAAGGAAUUGGUGAAGAAGUAUCAGAAUAAUGGCCAAACUACUAACCACAAAAAAUGGCUGCCCUUCUCAUAUUAG
Bombina bombina (fire-bellied toad) is the source of this 513-nucleotide messenger RNA. RefSeq names its product regulator of G protein signaling 21 (gene RGS21). NCBI's taxonomy places the organism in Eukaryota, Metazoa, Chordata, Amphibia, Anura, Bombinatoridae. The record is from RefSeq and is a predicted model, not a curated record.